AUGGAUAUUGGAGAGAAGACCUAUAAUUGUUAUGAUUAUGGUAAAGUUUUUAAGCAAUCUUCAAAACUUAUUCAACAGCAGAUAAUUCAGAGUAAGCGGAAACAUCACAAGUGUAAUACAUGUGGAAAAGUCUUUAGUAACUCACCAAAUCGAAGUAGAGAUAGGAAAGUUCAUACAGGAAGGAAACAAUUCAAAUGUACAGCAUGUGGCCAAACCUUUAAUCAGAGUUCAUAUUUAACUGAGCAUCUGGGAAUCCAUGCUGGGGAGAAACCAUACAAAUGUACAGAAUGUGGCAAAGCUUUUAAGGAGAUUUCAACUUUAACUCAACAUCAGCGAAUCCAUACUGGGGAGAGACCUUAUAAAUGUACAGCAUGUGGCAAGGCUUUUAAGCAAAGUUCAGCUUUAACUGAACAUCAGCGAAUCCAUACUGGGGAGAGACCUUAUAAAUGUGCAUCAUGUGGUAAGGCUUUUAAGCAAAGUUCAGCUUUAACUAAACAUCAGCGAAUCCAUACUGGGGAGAGACCUUAUAAAUGUACAGCAUGUGGCAAGGCUUUUAAGGGGAGUUCAACUUUAACUCAACAUCAGAGAAUCCAUACUGGGGAGAGACUAUAUAAAUGUACAGCAUGUGGCAAGGCUUUUAAGCGGAGUUCAACUUUAACUCAACAUCAGCGAAUCCAUACUGGGGAGAGACCUUAUAAAUGUACAGCAUGUGGCAAGGCUUUUAAGCGGAGUUCAGCUUUAACUGAACAUCACCGAAUCCAUACCGGGGAGAGACCUUAUAAAUGUACAGAAUGUGGCAAAGCCUUUCUCCUUUAUUCACUUCUUACUCGACAUCAACGAAUCCAUACUGGGGAGAGACCUUAUAAAUGUACAGCAUGUGGCAAAGCCUUUCUCCUUUAUUCACUUCUUACUCGACAUCAACGAAUCCAUACUGGGGAGAGACCUUAUAAAUGUACAGCAUGUGGCAAAGCUUUUAACCGUUAUUAUUUUCUUACUCGACAUCAGCGAAUACAUACUGGGGAGAGACCUUAUGAAUGUACAGCAUGCGGCAAGGCUUUUAAGCAGAGUUCAGAUUUAACUCAACAUCAGCGAAUCCAUACGGGAGAAAGACCUUAUAAAUGUACAGAAUGUGGCAAAGCCUUUAUCCGUUAUUCUUUUCUCACUCGACAUCAACGAAUCCAUACUGGGGAGAGACCUUAUAAAUGUACAGCAUGUGGCAAGGCUUUUAAGGAGAUUUCAACUUUAACUGAACAUCAGCGAAUCCAUACUGGGGAGAGGCCUUAUAAAUGUACAGCAUGUGGCAAGGCUUUUAAGCAAAGUUCAACUUUAACUAAACAUCAGCGAAUCCAUACUAGGGAGAGACCUUCUAAAUGUACAGACUGUGGCAAAGCCUUUAUCAAUUAUUCACUUCUUACUCAACAUCAGCGAAUCCAUACUGGGGAGAGACCUUAUAAAUGUACAGCAUGUGGCAAAGCCUUUUCCCAGAGUUCAGGUCUUUCUCGACAUCAACGAGUCCAUACUGGGGAGAGACCUUAUAAAUGUACAGCAUGUGGCAAGGCUUUUAAGCAGAGUUCAACUUUGACUCAACAUCAACGAAUCCAUACUGGGGAGAGACCGUAUAAAUGUACAACAUGUGGCAAGGCUUUUAAGGACAUUUCAACUUUAACUCAACAUCAGCGAAUCCAUACUGGGGAGAGACCUUAUAAAUGUAAAGCAUGUGGCAAGGGUUUUAAGCAGCGUUCAGGUUUAACUGAACAUUACCAAAUCCAUACUGGGGACAGACCUUAUAAAUGUACAGAAUGUGGCAAAGCCUUUAUCAGUUGUUCACUUCUUAUGCGACAUCAACGAAUCCAUACUGGGGAGAGACCUUAUAAAUGUACUGAAUGUGGCAAAGCCUUUAUGAAUUAUUCACAUCUUACUCGACAUGAACGAAUCCAUACUGGGAAGAGACCUUAUAAAUGUACAGCAUGUGGCAAGGCUUUUAAGGAGAUUUCAACUUUAACUCAACAUCAGCGAAUCCAUACUGGGGAGAGACCUUAUAAAUGUACAGCAUGUGGCAAGACUUUUAAGCAGCGUUCAGGUUUAACUGAACAUCACCAAAUCCAUAGUGGGGAGAGACCAUAUAAAUGUACAGCAUGUGGCAAAGCCUUUAUCAAUUGUUCACUUCUUACGCGACAUCAGCGAAUCCAUACUGGGGAGAGACCUUAUAAAUGUACAGAAUGUGGCAAAGCCUUUAUGUAUUAUUCACAUCUUAAUCGACAUGAACGAAUCCAUACUGGGAAGAGACCUUAUAAAUGUACAGCAUGUGGCAACGCUUUUAAGGAGAUUUCAACCUUAACUCAACAUCAGCGAAUCCAUACUGGGGAGAGACCUUAUAAAUGUAAAGCAUGUGGCAAGGCUUUUAAGCAGCGUUCAGCUUUAACUGAACAUCACCGAAUCCAUACUGGGGAGUGACCUUAUAAAUCUACAGCAUGUGGCAAAGCCUUUAUCAAUUGUUCACUUCUUACGCGACAUCAGCGAAUCCAUACUGGGGAGAGACCUUAUAAAUGUACAGCAUGUGGCAAGGCUUUUAAGCAGAGUUCCAAUUUAAGUCAACAUCAGCGAAUCCAUAUCGGGGAAAGACCUUAUAAAUGUACAGACUCUGGCAAAUCCUUUUCCCAGAGUUCAGGUCUUUCUCUACAUCAGAGAGAUCAUACUGCAGAGAAAUGUUAGAAAUGUAAGGAGUGUGGCAAAGCAUUUCAUCACAGUCAUCACCUCACUCACAAUCAAAGAAUACAUAGUGCAGAGAAACCCUAGAAAUGAAUCAGUGAUAAAAAAAAAAGUUGGUCCCAAAUAUACAAUUUUGAAAAAACGAGUGUUUUCUUUGGAAAGAUACAUGAGUGAAAUUAAAAAAAUGUAAAAAACUGCUUAAUCAAACAUCAAAAGUAACUCAAUACCAGAAAAUUCAUCCUAGAAAGCAUGUCAUUAGUACCACUUUUCUUGAAUUAGUCUCAGCAGAAACACUGUAGCAAGUAUUCCAUAAGUAAAACACAUACAAAUAUGAUAUGUUAGUAUGGAUCACAAGAUGAAGGGGUGGACAUUUGCAGAGGUAUAAUUAUUAUUAAUGUAUCCUUGUCUAUGUUAAGUUAUUUCAGAUUAUUAAGGACCCAAAACGAAUGUAAUUCAACUCUCAAAUUACUACAUGCUGUGAUUUGUUUCUACUCUAUAUAUGAACUUCUGUUUGUGAUGGUUGUUGCCCAAU
Molecule: messenger RNA, 3241 nt
Organism: Cervus elaphus (red deer)
Lineage: Eukaryota; Metazoa; Chordata; Mammalia; Artiodactyla; Cervidae
Product: zinc finger protein 729-like
Exons: 3
Biological process (GO): regulation of transcription by RNA polymerase II
Molecular function (GO): RNA polymerase II cis-regulatory region sequence-specific DNA binding; DNA-binding transcription factor activity, RNA polymerase II-specific
Source: RefSeq, a predicted model, not a curated record